Messenger RNA from Myotis lucifugus (little brown bat), 1594 nucleotides. It is a transcript of the gene ROM1, whose product is annotated as retinal outer segment membrane protein 1. Gene Ontology annotation, cellular component: membrane. Gene Ontology annotation, biological process: visual perception. Lineage: Eukaryota; Metazoa; Chordata; Mammalia; Chiroptera; Vespertilionidae. The record is from RefSeq and is a predicted model, not a curated record.
GAGGGCGCGUGGACCUGGAGGUCUCCGCCCCCGGCCCGCCGCCCCCAGCCCCCGGGGGCCGAGCCGACCAGCCCCUCCCCCUUCCGGGAGGGGCCGGGGCGGGGCUUUCCCCAGGGGCCAGGCCGAGGCAUCCCGAGUUGGCGCGGGCCGGGGCCGGGCGCCCGGCGAUUACGGCUGGGUGGGCGGGUGCCCAGGGUAUUGGGGUCAGGGUGGCAUUAGCGCAGCUCAAGCCGGGCUGGGCUGACUCAGCGCCUGGCCCCGACAGCCCGUCCCUGCCAACCCUGCGCUUCCCGGGGCGGAGAUGGGAGAUGGCGCCCGUGCUGCCCCUGGCGCUGCCGCUCCAGCCCCGCAUCCGGCUGGCGCAGGGGCUCUGGCUCCUGUCCUGGGUGCUGGCGCUGGCCGGUGGCCUCACCCUCCUGUGCAGCGGGCACCUCCUGGUCCAGCUGUGGCACCUUCGCACCUUCUUGGCUCCCUCCUGCCCGUUCUCGGCCCUGCCGCAGGUGGCCCUGGGCGCGGGAGCUGUGGCUCUGUGCACCGGACUGGCGGGCGCGGGAGCCAGCAGGGCCAGUUUGGACGCAGCUCAAUACCCGCCCUGGCGAAGGGUCCUGGGCCCCCUGCUGGUGGCUGGCACGGCUGGGGGUGGCGGGCUGCUGGUCCUCGCCCUGGCGCUAGCCUUAGCUCUCCCUGGAAGUCUGGACACGGGGCUGGAGGAGGGCCUGGGCGCUGCCAUGGCUCACUACAGGGACACACAGGUGCCUGGGCACUGCCACAACAAGCGGCUGUUGGAUGAGUAGCAACUGAUGCACUUUGCUGCAGGAGUCAUGAGUUCAAGGUAUAGUAAAGAUAUCAAGGGAUUCGAAUAAUUUAUCACGAAUACAAUAUACAUACACCCUAACACCUGCCCCUCCCUUUGCAGCCGGAUCCAGAGCAAUGUGGAAGGCCUAUAUCUGAUUGACGGAGUCCCUUUUUCCUGCUGCAACCCCCACUCACCCAGGCCUUGCCUGCAAGACCGGCUCUCAGACCCCCACGCCCACCCCCUCUUCGAUCCCCGUCAGCCCAACCUAAACCUCUGGGCUCAAGGAUGCCACGGGGUGCUGCUGGGGCACCUGCAGGGGCUGGCGAGCACACUGGGCAGCCUGCUGGCUGUCACCUUCCUGCUGCAGACUCCGGUGCUCCUGGGCCUGCGGUACCUGCAGACGGCACUGGAGGGGCUUGGAGGAGUCAUCGAUGGGGCAGGGGAGACCCAGGGCUAUCUCCUGCCUGGGGGGCUGAGACACAGGCUGAGAACAGCCUGGCUGCAGGGAGGGGCUGCCCACAGGCCAGCGCCCGGGGAGGCCCCUCCAGAAGAGGCACCGCCUGGCGAGGAUCCACCUGAGGCCUAGUGGCCUGGAGCUGGGGCUGGGGGUCGGGCAGAGGGAGAAGGGGUGGAGAAGCAGGAAACCUCACAACUCUUUUGCCAAGGCCCCUGGUGGGGAAGUUGGGGGGGGGGGGGUCCCUGGGAUUAGAGCGGUUAAGAAUAACUAGCAAGCUGGACGGGGUAGGAGAAAAAGUGAGGGGUCCAGAGGGCCUAGCCCCUGUGGCCAGAACAGCCCAG